Rhododendron vialii is the source of this 3507-nucleotide messenger RNA. RefSeq names its product protein translocase subunit SECA2, chloroplastic. Lineage: Eukaryota; Viridiplantae; Streptophyta; Magnoliopsida; Ericales; Ericaceae. The record is from RefSeq and is a predicted model, not a curated record. Gene Ontology annotation, biological process: protein targeting; protein import. Gene Ontology annotation, molecular function: ABC-type protein transporter activity; ATP binding. Gene Ontology annotation, cellular component: chloroplast envelope; membrane. The transcript has 30 exons. The coding region runs from base 100 to 3297 and encodes 1065 amino acids.
GGACCCCUCUCUAUAACACACCCUACUACAAGCUGAAGAGUCGGAAUAACACAGCCAAUUUGGUGCUUCGGAAACAACAGUACAAUGGCCACAGCCUGAAUGGACCACCAAGACAAGCGCAGCAAAAUGGCCACAGCCUCCACCUCUUCCUCCGCUUUCCUCAACCUCAACAACACCUCUUUAUUCCCCAUCCCAAGAUACCACUUUCCUUGGCCUCGUACAACGCCCUUCCUCUCUUCUCUCCCGCACUCCCUGUCUUCCUCCCGCCGUCGUGUCACCCUCACGCCCAUCCUUUCGUCUCUCAAGGAAGAGUUCCGUAUGGUAACCAAGGUUUGGAGUGAUUUUACUAGCUUAAACUAUUGGGUUAUUAGGGACUACUAUAGACUCGUCAACUUUGUCAAUUCCCUGGAGCCGCAUAUUCAGAAAUUGUCUGAUGAACAGCUGACUGAAAAAACAAUGGAGUUUCGAUACCGGCUGAGACAAGGGGAGACUCUUGCCGACCUUCAAGCUGAGGCAUUUGCUGUUGUUCGAGAAGCUGCGAGGAGGAAGCUUGGAAUGCGUCAUUUUGAUGUCCAGAUAAUCGGUGGAGCGGUUCUUCAUGAUGGGUCAAUUGCUGAAAUGAAGACGGGUGAGGGGAAAACACUGGUUUCAACGUUAGCUGCAUAUCUUAAUGCCCUGACUGGCGAGGGAGUUCACGUGGUAACCGUCAAUGACUACCUAGCUCACCGAGAUGCUGAUUGGAUGGGUCGUGUUCAUCGAUUCCUAGGUCUUUCCGUGGGUCUUAUCCAAAGGGGGAUGACAGCUGAUGAAAGAAGAUCCAACUACAGAUGUGAUAUUACUUACACCAACAAUUCGGAACUUGGUUUUGAUUAUCUCCGAGAUAAUCUUGCUGGAAGCAGUGGACAACCAGUGAUGAGAUGGCCCAGGCCAUUUCAUUUUGCUAUCGUUGAUGAAGUUGAUUCAGUACUCAUUGAUGAAGGGAGAAGUCCUUUAUUAAUAAGCGGUGAGGCAAGUAAAGAUGCUGCACGAUAUCCAGUUGCUGCAAAAGUUGCUGAGCUGCUUGUACGGGAACUUCAUUACACUGUAGAGCUCAAGGAUAAUUCAGUGGAGUUGACUGAACAAGGAAUUGCGUUGGCUGAGAUGGCUCUAGAGACAAGCGAUCUAUGGGAUGAAAAUGAUCCUUGGGCUAGAUUUGUUAUGAAUGCUUUGAAGGCUAAAGAGUUCUAUCGGCGGGAUGUGGAAUAUAUUGUAAGAAAUGGGAAGGUUUUCAUUAUCAAUGAGUUGACUGGAAGAGUAGAAGAGAAAAGGAGAUGGUCUGGGGGUAUUCAUCAGGCUGUAGAGGCUAAAGAAGGUCUCAAAAUUGAGGCUGAUUCAGUUGUUGUGGCACAAAUCACAUAUCAAUCACUAUUUAAGCUUUAUCCGAAGCUAUCAGGGAUGACUGGGACUGCAAAAACUGAAGAGAAUGAGUUCUUGAAAAUGUUUCAGAUCCCAGUUGUUGAAGUGCCAACAAAUCUGCCAAAUAUUCGUAAUGAUUUACCCACCCUAGCUUUUGCGACUGCACGAGGGAAAUGGGAACAUGUUCGUGAAGAAGUUGAGAGCAUGUAUGGACUAGGCCGUCCUGUUUUAGUUGGUUCCACUAGUGUUGAGAAUUCUGAAUAUUUGUCUGAUUUGCUGAGAGAACGAAAAAUCCCUCACAAUGUUCUCAAUGCACGACCCAAGUACGCUGCUAGGGAGGCUGAAAUUGUUGCUCAAGCAGGGCGGAAAAAUUCCAUUACUAUUGCCACAAACAUGGCCGGUAGGGGGACUGAUAUAAUAUUGGGAGGAAACCCAAAGAUGCUUGCGAAGGAAAUUAUAGAGGACAGCCUUUUUUCAUUUUUGACGCAUGAAGAUCCUGAUUUUGAAGUUGAUGGUGAACCAAUUUCACAAAAGGUGAUGUCUAAGGUAAAGGUCAGAGCAUCUUCACUUGCUUUGCUAGCUAAGACGGCACUGAUGGCUAAAUAUGUAUGCAAAAGCAAGGGUAAGAGCCAUACAUAUCAGCAAGCAAAAUCAAUUAUUUCUGAGUCUGUGGAGAUGGGUCAGUCAACUGAAAAGGAAGAACUUUUGAAGCUUGUUGAAGAACAGUCUGAGAUGCAUCCACUUUGUCCAUCAAUAGCACUGGCUUACCACUCGGUUCUAAAGGAUUGUGAAGAACAUUGUUCCAAUGAAGGUUGGGAAGUGAAAAAGCUUGGGGGCCUUCACGUGAUUGGGACCUCGUUGCAUGAGUCCCGGAGAAUAGACAACCAGCUCCGUGGCAGAGCAGGUAGGCAAGGGGAUCCUGGAUCAACACGGUUUAUGGUUAGCUUGCAAGACGAGAUAUUUCAGAAGUUUAGUUAUGACACUGAGUGGGCUGUGAAAUUUAUAUCGAGAAUCAAUAAUAAUGAAGAGUUACCGAUUGAAGGUAGUGUAAUAGUAAAACAGCUUUUGGGUCUGCAAAUUAAUGCCGAGAAAUACUUUUUUGGUAUAAGAAAGAGCCUGGUAGAGUUUGAUGAAGUGCUGGAGGUGCAAAGAAAGCAUGUUUACGACCUUAGGCAAUUAAUUUUGACGGGUGAUUCUGAAAGUUGUUCCCAACAUAUAUUCCAGUACAUGCAAGCAGUGGUAGACGAAAUGAUUUUCGGAAACGUCGAUCCACUGAAGCAUCCAAGCAAGUGGAAUUUGGGCAAGCUCUUGAAGGAGUUCAAUGGAAUUGGAGGGAAGAUAUUGAAUGAGUCUUUUGUGGCGAUUACAGACAAAGCUUUACUGAAAUCCCUUGCACAGCUUCAAUGGUUACACACUGUAAAUAUAAGUGAUUUUGCCUUUCCAAACUUGCCAUCACCACCAAAUUCCUUCCGAGGAAUCCGUAGGAAGAGUUCCUCAUUGAAACGUUGGCUUGCCAUAUGCUCUGACGAUUCCCCCAAAGAUGGAAAGUACAAAGGAACUGCUAAUAUUCUUCGCAAGUACCUUGGAGAUUAUUUAAUUGCUUCAUAUUUGGAUGUUGUACAAGAAUCUGGUUACGAUGAGCCAUAUGUGAAGGAAAUAGAGAGGGCAGUUCUUGUGAAAACUCUAGAUUGUUUCUGGAGGGAUCAUCUUGUAAACAUGAACAGGCUCAGUUCGGCGGUAAAUGUGAGAAGUUUCGGGCAAAGGAAUCCGCUUGAGGAAUACAAGAUUGACGGUUGUCGGUUUUUCAUCUCUAUGCUUAGUGCAACUCAGAGGCUAACUGUAGAAUCACUCUUGCGGUACUGGUCAUCUCCUAUGGAGUCCCAAGAACUUUAUAUUCCAUAAAACCAAAAUUGUUAUGAUGCUGAAGAUAUCAGCUUUUUAUUUAUGUCUACUCACGUUUUUUGGUUCCAAAUUCUUUCUCUAGAAAAUUGAAUUUCCUUCUAAUACACCAGUUCUCACUCCCUCUCUAAUUCUCUAUGACAUCAGUGGUGUAUAAGGACGAGAUUGAAUUGGUUAUAUGGUAGGGAGAGUGAAGUGUAUAGGGAAAAGAGA